Molecule: messenger RNA, 1692 nt
Organism: Micropterus salmoides (largemouth bass)
Lineage: Eukaryota; Metazoa; Chordata; Actinopteri; Centrarchiformes; Centrarchidae
Gene: syt14a
Product: synaptotagmin XIVa
Exons: 8
Coding region: 97-1692 (531 amino acids)
Source: RefSeq, a predicted model, not a curated record
GAGCGUAACUGUGGAGUGCAUGAGCUGAUCUGCAUCAGAAAAGUCUCUCCAGAGGUGCUGGGGUUUCUGACAGCCAUCGGACUCUUCAUCAUCCUCAUGACCCUCCUGUUCUGGUACCUCAGCAACAAGUUGGCACUAGAGAACCCAGGGAGCCUUCAGUGCCUUGAUGACUUCAGGAAAAAAUCAGAGCUGCAAGACAAGGCCUACUCUGAUGCCGACCUGCAGGGCUCAUCGUCGGACAGCGAGGAUGAACUGAUGGGUCAGUAUCAGGAAGCGGUCAGCCGCUCCCAAGGCCUCCGCGGAGGAGCCAAGGCAGCCGCUAAUGUCAAACAUGCGGGAGGAUUCAGCUGGGAGAGCCGGCAGAAGUACAGCCCGCUGACUGCUGAUUACGACGGCUACAGCAGCGAAGCCUCGGCUGAUGACGACUCACCAUCACAAGGCGUUUACCGUGGUGGAUGGAAGGCAGCCAACUGUAUCCAGAGGAUGAGACGAACACCGCCGCUGGAUGAGCUUCAGCCACCUCCGUAUCAGGAUGAGAAUGGCUCUCCACGGAUGUCCUGUACACUGUCGGACCUGGGAGACGCCAAGUGUGAUCUGUCCCAUACCAGUGGCAGUCCCCACCUGUCCUUUGGCAAAUGCCCUAGUGAGGGAAGCGACGGCCACGAGACUGAGAGUUACCUCAACAAGGGCUACGAGGAGGACGUACCCAGUGACAGUACAGCUAUUCUCAGCCCAGAGGACAUGUCAGCUCGUGGAUCAGCAGCUCAGCUCCCCAAAGGUUAUGAACCAGAUCCACUUGCAAAAUAUGGCACUCUGGAUGUGGUUUUUGACUAUGACUCAGAGGACCAGCAGCUAGCGGUCACCAUCAUGGCAGUAUCAGAUCUUCCCUCUAUAAAACGCACCGGCAACAUCUCCUGGCAGGUCCACCUGGUGCUGCUGCCCACCAAGAAGCAGAGGGCAAAGACAGGAAUCCAAAGAGGCCCAUGCCCAAUCUUCACGGAGACCUUCCGCUUUAGCCAUGUGGAUUCAGAGAUGAUCAGCAAUUACGCCAUUCGAUUCCGUCUUUACAGCAUGCGACGGAUGAAGAAAGAGAAGGUGCUCGGGGAAAAGGUGUUCUACCUCACCAAGCUUAACCUUCAAGGCAAAUUGUCUGUGCCAGUCAUAUUAGACCCAUGCUGUGCUCUCCAGGGUGGAGAAUCCCAGGUCAGCCUCUCAGAUAUGACAUGCAGUGAAAGCGCCUCAUCAUUCCAGUCAGUCAGUCAGACUUCCACGCCAGAGAUCCUCGUGGGGCUGGUGUACAACGCCACAACAGGACGUCUCUCUGUGGAGAUCAUCAAAGGCAUUCAUUUCAAAAACCUGGCCGCCAACAAGCCACCCAAUACAUAUGUUAAGCUUACCUUACUGAACUCCAUGGGCCACGAGAUGUCCAAGUGUAAGACAUCCAUCCGUCGAGGUCAGCCCAACCCAAUCUACAAAGAGACGUUUGUCUUCCAGGUAGCUCUUUUCCAGCUGUCGGACGUCACACUCAUCCUCUCCGUCUACAACAAGCGCAGCAUGAAGCGCAAGGAGUUGAUUGGCUGGAUUUCGCUAGGCCUCAACAGCUCUGGAGAGGAGGAGCUCACCCACUGGACUCAGAUGAAAGAGUCUAAAGGACAGCAGGUUUGCCGUUGGCACAGUUUGCUGGAGUCCUAA